GGCGGCGCGGGGAAGAUGGUGGCCACCAGGCAGGCGGCGCGGCGGGGGGAGCCGCGCCCGGCGGCCGCCGGGGGCACGGGGAGCCCUCGCGGGCGGGAGCCGCCCGGCGCGGCGGAGAUGGCAUCUGCUGAAAAUAGUACUCCUGUACCUAUGAGGAUGACUAGAAGAAGGAGUAGAGCAACUUCUAGGCCAGAGGUAAUUCAUGAAUCUCAACUUGAAGAGCUGGAACAUGCAGAAAAAAAAUCGGAUGUCAGUGAUACCUUAGAGAUGCAAAUGACUAGAAAUCAGAACAAAACUGUUGCAGAAUCAGUUGCUGAACCACAAGCUGAUGGAGAUUUGUCAGAAACAGAAUCAAACUGUUCUUCUGUGUCUGGUCUUCAUACACCUUUGAUUAUAAGGGUUACAAGACGACGACAAAUAGUAGUUCCUUAUCAGCCAGAUUCUCCUUCCAAAAAGAGGCGUGACAAGACAGCUUUUCUAAAUGAGUUAAGCAGAACUCAAGAUGAAGAUGAUGUCUCUGAAGCUGAGUCUUGUUCUUCUGCUGUUUCUGGUGUCCGAAUACCUGAUGUUACCAGAACUACAAGUAGGCAAAGCAAAAAGAAAGUGCAAUCAGAUCCAAUUUGUGAAGCCCAGGAUGAAGAUACUUCUGAUGCAGAGUCAUGCUGUUUUCUUACCGAACCAUCUGUCACUACCAAACGAAUUACUAGGAGCAUGCGAAUGAAAUCACAAACAGAAAAUACUGAGCAGACUGAGAAAGUAAACAAAGCUGUUUCAGAAGAUCAGAAUUUAGUUGAAGACACAGUUAAAUCUGAGCCAGUAACAAUUUCUGACUCUAGACCUGCUGGAAAAUGUCUCUCUGAUACAGGAGAAGAUGUUGCCUCUCUCAGUCAGGAUAAUAAAGAACCCAAUUUUCUUAAGAGCAAAUGUUCUCCCAGAUCUGCCAGUACAACCCUGAGAGAAGAUGUGAAGCAAGAUUUUUUGAAUGAUACGACACCCAGUAGUCUUGCAAAAGUAGCACAGAGAAAUAUCACUGAAUCACCUAGAAUAAAGGAUAUACAGACUGUUGGAGUAGCUGACUCAAAGGAAGAGUGUGGCCAAAUACAAGAAGAGUGCAGUCAGAUACUUAUGGUGGGGGGGAAAUUAAGGAGCAUGGAUCUUACUUUGACUGACUACAUGAGUCUCAAACAAUCUUUAGAAUCCGAAGGGCAAAUAAUAUCAAAUAGAAGUAAAAAAAAAUCAGAAGAGGAAAGAGCAGAUGCUGAGACAGCUGUACAGGAGUCUUUCAACCAUACUGAUGAAUUAAGCAUGCAGAAGCAAUCCAGUGAGGUGAGCAGCCCACAAAAGGACAUACCUAUUGCACAAACGACUGAUAAUGUUGGCAAAUCCAGAAUGCUUGAAAUCAGUAUAGGCAGUGAUGAAGACCAAACAGGACAACAUACUGAACCUGAAUCCCAUGGCAGCAAAGGAUCAAACAGGAAAAAUGAUUCUUUUGCGUUGUUUCUGAGUAAAGGUGAAAGCAGUGAAUCUGAAAAUAGUGAUGACGUGUGUAUAGGGGAAAAGGAUCAGAAUUGUAUAGAAGCAGAUGAGAGGACACCUUCCUUGAACAAAUCUUUAGAAGACAAUUCACUGCAUGCUGAAGGACUUUUUGUAAUCGAUACUGAGCCAGGCAUGAGUUCUAGCCAAAAGUAUUAUCUAGAUCAGGUAGACCUAGUUAGUGAUGCUGGAAGUAAGCCUGACGGAAGUGCAAAAGUUGAAGAAUCAUCUGAUCUGGAAGAGGCUGAAGAGGAAUUGCUAGAUGAAGAUGAGAAAGAUGAAGAAGACGAAUUGUUGAAAAAUAAGAUUGAUGUUUUACAUCUGUCCAGCAGCAUAGAUCCUGGUUUGAAUAUCAAGAAGCUUGGAGGUUUAUAUAUUAGUUUUGAUGCAAAAAACCAAAAACCUAGCUCAAAUGUAAUUAAGCAACUGAAGGAAAAAAAGAAGGAUGAGCUCUUGCAAAAAAGUAUAAUAACUCCAGAUUUUGAAAAGAAGGAAUGUGUUCCACCCUUUAGGGAGUCCCUUCACCAGCUGAAGAAACAGCGCAAGGCAGAGCGAGAGAAAACAACAGGUGAUGGUUGGUUUGGUAUGAAAGCUCCAGAAAUCACAAGUGAACUGAAAAAUGAUCUCAAGGUUUUGAAGAUGAGAGCUUCAUUGGACCCUAAGCACUUUUAUAAAAAGAAUGACAGAGAAGGUUUUCCAAAAUAUUUCCAGGUUGGAACCGUGGUUGAUUCUCCCAUAGACUUUUACCACAGCCGAAUCCCUAAGAAACAAAGGAAAAGAACAAUUGUUGAAGAGCUGCUUGCAGAUUCUGAGUUUAGAAGAUAUAAUAAAAGGAAGUAUCAGGAGAUCAUGAGUGAAAAAGCAGCUUUUGCAGCAGGGAAGAAGAAUCGGAAGAAGAAGAAGUUUCACAAUUAAGACUUGAAGAAAAAAAUAACAAGCUGGAACUACUUACAUGUUAUAAACUACUUUACAGAA
Rhea pennata is the source of this 2508-nucleotide messenger RNA. RefSeq names its product deoxynucleotidyltransferase terminal interacting protein 2 (gene DNTTIP2). Lineage: Eukaryota; Metazoa; Chordata; Aves; Rheiformes; Rheidae. Gene Ontology annotation, cellular component: nucleolus. The coding region runs from base 16 to 2448 and encodes 810 amino acids. Gene Ontology annotation, biological process: RNA processing. The record is from RefSeq and is a predicted model, not a curated record. Gene Ontology annotation, molecular function: RNA binding. The transcript has 7 exons.